Molecule: messenger RNA, 3160 nt
Organism: Puccinia graminis f. sp. tritici CRL 75-36-700-3
Lineage: Eukaryota; Fungi; Basidiomycota; Pucciniomycetes; Pucciniales; Pucciniaceae
Exons: 9
Coding region: 1231-2931 (566 amino acids)
Cellular component (GO): cytoplasm
Molecular function (GO): cysteine synthase activity; cystathionine beta-synthase activity
Source: RefSeq, a predicted model, not a curated record
AUGAGUGAGGUCCCCCACCCCCAGGUUCCCUAAUUCAUCACAACACACUUCGCUUGCUUGUUCUCACCUGUCAUAGGCUGUGGACAAUCAAGAUACUGACUGACCAGAUUGCCAGAUUAUGAGUUAAGCCAAAAUAUCGUUCGAACUCGCGUUGAGUCGUCCCGUCGAUUGACCUACCCAAUCGUGAUGGCCCAAUCAUCCUCUCAAGCCUAGCGCAACUCUUCCACAUCGCCGUUCACCACUUCUACUUCAACUGGAAUCGUGGUAUCUAGAGAUCCUGCCCUCUGGUCUGCCCAGCCCGCUCGGGGAUGUAUCUUGGUCUAUUUACACAGCUCCGGCGUCACACAGCAAACAGGAUCUUUUUCACACGGCCGAUCGUCCGGGCGCAUCGCUUUACGUUAUGAUCUAUCGCUUUUACAUCUUGAUCCGUUUUAUGUACAUGACGUCUCACUUGUGCCCAUCAAGCGCCGGCACACCUUUUCGGACCACGACUUACCUACACCCCCUCGGAGUUCCAUUCCACUGCCGCAUACGUAUCCGCAAUUCAAUCAACGUUCAUGAAAACUUUCGGUACCCGCACGGCCAAGAGAGAACACGCCAUUCAUGGCGCUCCAAAAUCUCAAACAAGCUGCUCAUGAUGCAAAAAAAGAUGUUCAACAGUCACACCGGCCUAUCUUUGACCUUAAUCAACUUCAAAAUUUGAAACAGCAUUCAUUACGUUCGAAGCUAUCUGGCCUUUUCUUGUACUAUGAACAACCGUCAGGAGAGCCUCUGCAGCAUUCAUCAACAGACUGGACUCUGCGAUGUACUGGUAUGCAAAGCUGCAUGGAUGGAAUUUUGAAGUGGUACGGUUAAUGAGGAAUCUGCAAGCCGUCACGCGAGACAAUCUGGUCGUUUAUCUGUCGGGCCACUCGUCAUUUCAAUCAACGUGGCUUUGUAUACCAUCAUGCGUAUCAGCUCAAAGUGUUUUUCAAUUUCGCUCCAGCACCUCGAUUGAGAUGUAUCACGAUCGCAGUACGUAUCUCAGCAUUGCGUAAUAUCGUACACACGAUCACUCAGAAAGUGCUGAAAUCCGGGAAUCCAUAGCAGAUGUGCAUCCACACGGGCCCAUAGCACAGGACACUUCAUCCUACUUCACCAUUCAUGUCGAAAUUGGAACCGAUUGAUCACUAGUGAGCUUAACUCAAUAACAAACGAAGAACCAGCCGUUUUUCAAGGUCUUCCGAGUUGAUGCAAAGCGCGUGGCUCGGGGUAUAUGAACGUGUCCCGAAUCAAUAUUUCCAUUGUCUCCUCAUCACUUCCCCAUAUCAUUCCCACUGUUGCAUACCAACAAUCCCCCCUUUUUGCAAGUUUGGUUACCCAUCCAUGUCUCCCGACUCAACGUAUAAUAGGGUCUUUUCUGGCAAAAACGCACUGUUGAACUAUUAUGAUCCAGAUCAUAACUUACCUACGCCGAUGGUCGAGCUGCCCGACCAUCCUUACACCGCCGAUGGGGUACGGAUUUACGCCAAAAUGAUGAAUUUUCUUCCCGCUGGCAAUGUGAAAUCCUUGCCAGCCCUUAACAUGAUUCAACAAGCUUUUCACGAUAAAGAAAUCGAUGAACGAACAAGCUCAAUUGUAGAGUUUAGCUCGGGCUCGACUGCCCUUUCGCUGGGAAUUAUCUCGAGAAUGAUGGGUAUUGAUCGGGCUGAAAUCUAUCUCAGCAACAAAACCACUCAAACCAAAAUUAACAUGUUGCGUCUGUUUGGUCUCGAGCUCACCGUAUUUGGUGGCCCCGCCCAACCCGAAAUGAAUGAUCCUGUUGGCGGUAUUGCAGCGGCUAAAGAGUGUGGUUUGAAACCCGGUUGCUUCAACCCUAACCAAUACGAAAAUCCUGCUAAUUUCGGGGCUCACAUCAGAUGGACGGGUCCUCAAAUCUACAAACAGUUGCCCCAGAUUAAAGUAAUUGCAGCACCAGCAGGCACUACAGGAACUUUGACUGGGACAGCUACCUAUUUGAGAAGUGUAAAACCUGAUAUUAUCGCUGUGGGGGCUUUCACCACUCCUGGAGAGCGUAUUCCUGGUCCACGCACUCUGGACUUGAUGAGAGAGGUUAAUUUUCCCUGGAAGGGUGUGACCGACGAAAUCGUUGAGAUAGGAAGUCGGGAGGCGUAUGAUAAUUCCAUGCUGUUAUGUCGAAUGGGCAUCGUUGUUGGUCCAUCAUCUGGCAUGUCUUUGGCUGCGGUUUAUUCUUUGCUGGAGCGUCGCAAGUCACAAGGCUCGCUGGACGAGCUUCGUGAUGAAGAAGGUCAAAUUACCUGCGUCUUCUUAUGCUGUGAUUUUCCAUUCCAAUACAUCGAUGAGUACAUUCAAAAGUGUUCGACGGAAUUGUUUCCUCCAAUUCACAAUCAGGAACUGCUGAAAAUCGAUCUGAAUCCGUAUUUGUCUGAUUGGGAGUUGGAGCCUUUGGAGGCCAACGACAUGAUUUCUGGACUCGGCGACUCUGUCAAAGAAGCUCUGCUGCUCGAUUUUCGAAAUCCACUCGCAUUCAACCAAUCAUCAAUUCUGAACUCGGUCUCAAUAGACGUCGGACUAGGACUCGCCGAUCCGAAUCCCUUCAGCAGUGUGAUUCAACUGACUGAACUACACCGACAACUCGAUAUGUGCUUCCAACCACCUAAUGGCAAGUUGUUUAGAGCGCUUGGGGCUUUGGCCGGUCGUCAGGUGAUUGCCAUUUGCCAAAAUGGGACUGCCUGUAGGACUGCAACAAGUGUGAUGAGGUCCAAAGGAAUCGAGGCUUACUGUAUUAUUGGUGGGUUUGAUGCCUGGCAUCGUGCUGGUUUACCCUUGGACACUCGUGGCAUGGAUGAUUCUCCCUCCUGGCCUCUUCUUAAGGACUUCGGGCGCUUUCUUUCAUCAACUGUUGUUUCAGUCCUCCAAACGUUGCAUUAGUUUCAAACCCCAACAUCCCUGACUCAAGACAACCAAUUUCAUUUUUUUUAUCAUUGAUUGGUAUUUUUUUUCUUCAUCACUGAUUGAUUUUUUUUUCUUCAUCAUCGAUUGGUUGGGUUUUUACUUCAAACUUUCCCUGCUCUUUACAUCCAUCUAACCGCUCAUUAGCAAAUAGACGCUAUUCAAAGCACCCGGUCACAUUCCCUAGUGAACUCAAAGCAUGGUUAGG